AUGGUCGUCUUCUCAGCCGCAAAGGUGGAGUUCGUCGGUUCUUUGAGUUGGGUGCGGUCACCCGUGCAUGAAGGCAACUUCGCUGUGGAGUCUGAUCGGAAAGUUUGCAGCCAAGUGGUGCGGACCGCCGUCGAUACUUACCUCGCCCAUCUCCGCGACAACGACAAGGCAGGCAAUCUCUUCCGCUACUUCGCGGGCAGGUAUGAAAGCUUCUCGGGGUUGUCCCCUCCCGCAAGAAGCUUGGAGGACUUUCUGCAGGCUUUUCGCUUUCCUUCCUUGGAUUCCGCCCUGAAGCAGCGGAAGGGCAUUGGAGCGGUGGCAUGUGCAGCAAUGUCUGGGGAUGUUGGGCUGCUACGGCAGUUGGUGGAGAUGAAGGCGCCUUUGGACACCAAGCUGCAAGGCCUUUGGGAAGUUGCAUUGCCCGUCGGUUCCACGCCUGUGAUCAUUGCAGCUACUUGCGGGAAGUGGGGCCACGCGGCCUUGAAGGAGAUGCUGAAGCUGAAGGCAGAUCCCAACAGUGCUUGCGCAGCUGGUGGGGCAGCACUGUGCUUCUGCACCACUCCUGAGGGAGUCGAGUUGCUGGUGAGCCACGGUGCAGAUGUAAAUCUGCGGAAUCCACCCGCAAAGUGCUCUGGCCUUUGUGGUCAGCUGAUUCGUGGUGGGGACACGAAGACAUGUGCCAAAUUGCUUGAACUCCGUGCGGAUGUGAGUGACAGCGACGGAGGCCUUGGUCAAACUCCUCUUCAGUAUCUUCUGCUGUCGUACUCCGACAACGCCGAAGGUCUAGAGACUGCGAAAAAGCUUGUGAAGGCGCGGGCCGAUGUCAACAAGCGUGGAAAAAGUGGUGGAGUCUUCCGACCUCUAACGGUCGCCUGCCGUACUAUUAAGCUUGCCCGCAAGAAUCCUUCUUUGCUGGUGUCGUACAUGGCGGAGAUGAGCACGACAGCGCUGGGCACAGCAUGUUACUACGGCAUUCCGGAGAUGGUCAAAUUUCUUCUCGCAGCCCGCGCCGACCUUGACAUCCGCAAUGACCGUGGCCGUCCAGCCUACGCUCUGGCGCGGCAUGAAAGUAUCCAGGAGAUUCUCAACGACUGGUCUCGGAGUGGAGGCAAAGAGUGGGAAGAAAACUUGCAAGCCUGGGAGUUAUCUGAGGAACCUGGCAUCGAAGAGGAACAAGAAGAAGAGCUGAUCAGAGUGACCAUGUAG
This is a messenger RNA of Symbiodinium sp. CCMP2456, 1206 nucleotides long. Lineage: Eukaryota; Dinophyceae; Suessiales; Symbiodiniaceae. The record is from the annotation of a GenBank genome assembly.